Pecten maximus is the source of this 2698-nucleotide messenger RNA. RefSeq lists its product as uncharacterized. Gene Ontology annotation, cellular component: phosphatidylinositol 3-kinase complex. The transcript has 2 exons. The coding region runs from base 450 to 1964 and encodes 504 amino acids. The record is from RefSeq and is a predicted model, not a curated record. Gene Ontology annotation, biological process: intracellular signal transduction; phosphatidylinositol phosphate biosynthetic process. Gene Ontology annotation, molecular function: 1-phosphatidylinositol-3-kinase regulator activity. Lineage: Eukaryota; Metazoa; Mollusca; Bivalvia; Pectinida; Pectinidae.
AAAGGACUUUGUAAAUAUUAUGUCUGGUCUGCGAUACAUUCAUAUGCUUAUGUGCAUGUGUAUCUUUAAUUGUGAUGAAAUGUACAGAAAAAAAAUCCACCGCUAAUUGGAAGUCACAUGGUGAUGAUGUGGUGUGAUCUACACAGCAGACAUGCUGAUUACAUGUGUGCACCAUCCUUCACUCUCUCUCCUCCCCAGGGGGCGGAUACUUAGCCGGAAGUCCAGGCAAAUUGUAAACACACCCCCACUAAAUAUAUAUAUAUAUAUAGCUGUUCACUAAGGCUAUCAGUAUUUCUGUUGGAGGUAAUACUAAGGACAUGCAUAUAUCACUCUUGUUUUCAUCAGAACUGUCCAUGUAUUAGGAUUUGCUCAUUUUUGAUGAUGAUACAGAUAAAAUAGUAAAAGAGGAAUUGAGUUUGGAUGAGUCAGAUAUUCCACACAAGAGAACAAUGGUUCAAGGCUGUUCUGAAAAGUCUGGAGAAGGGAACCCUGUAAACAACAAGCGCAGUCCAAAGUCAACAUUCUCUAUCAAUACCCUUACCCACCAUAGGAUGCACAGGUCUGCAGUUCGACCAUUCUUUUGUUGUGGUAGUCAAAUUUCUCUUAAUAGUAUCACUGAUUUUGUUGACCAAUCUUCCUGUGAGAAGGAAGAGAGUGACUUGACAGACUUGUCAGAUUCAGAUGAAAUGGUAGAUUUAAUGUCUGACAUGAGUGUUGAAAGAAACAUGUCAAAAAAGUCAUCAACCCGCAGGAUUUCAAAUUCAAGAAGGAAAAAAUGUGAUAUGCAGGACAAAAAUAUGAGAAAAAAGUUUUGGACAAUAAAAUUCAGAGGAAAAUUAAUAUCCAAAAGCUCAAGGUUAAAUACAACUGACCAGGAGUUAGUGCAGGGGGCCAAAUCCAAUGAAAGCAUCAUGUGUACAUCAUAUAGGAGGACACUAGAGAGUUCAAAAGGGGAGAUAACUUUUGAAGAAAUUGAGCCAUCAUCUGCAGACACCAUAAGUUUAACAGAAGAUGAUUACAGGUCAGGUAGUCAUGUUGGUGGAGCUGAAGGCGGUUUUAUUCCAGAGAGCCUUAUGACAGAGAGUCUUGUAUCGGAAGGACUUAUGGCAGAUACUAGUCGUGUACCCCGUGGCAGAGCUCAAAGGUUCAGUGCCCCAGACUUGCAACGAACCACUUCUGAAGUAUUUGUAAUGUUCAGGCCCCUAAACUCCAUAAACUUCGAUGAAUUGUACCCUACGGAGGAUGUGGACGAGAGAAGGAUUGCCGAGAGAGCAAGGGAAAUGAAGGAAGGGAUUGAACUAAGACAAAACAUCUUGGUUCCACAGUUUGGGGCAAGUGAAGGAGGUGGGGAAAGUCCUACACGUAUCCACUUAGUCCAGGCACCCCCUUCACCAACAUCAGCAGUACCACGCGUCCCACUGCUCGGUCGUCACUAUGGCGCUCACUCUCAAGUCGACUACAUGCAUUGCCUGGUGCCAGACAUCCUACAGAUCACCAAGUGCAGCUUCUACUGGGGUGUCAUGGACCGAUACCAGGCUGAAAAACUGCUAGAGAACAAACCAGAGGGAACGUUUCUAUUACGAGAUAGUGCACAGGAGGAAUUCCUUUUCUCUGUUAGUUUCAGACGAUAUGGACGGUCUCUGCAUGCCAGAAUUGAACAAUGGAAUCAUAAAUUCAGUUUUGAUUCUCACGACCCGGGUGUGUUUGCUUCUGAUACAGUUUGUGGUCUAAUUGAACACUAUAAAGAUCCAAGCUGCUGUAUGUUCUUUGAGCCAAUGCUAACCUCUCCUUUACACAGGAACUUCACAUUCUCACUCCAGCAUAUGUGUCGGUCUAGCAUCUGUGACAAUACAACAUAUGAUGGAGUACAUAAUCUGCCACUUCCUCGAUCUCUGAAGGAAUAUCUCAUGUACUAUCAUUACAAACAAAAGGUUCGUGUGCGAAGGUUUGAUAUGGCAUCCUAGCCGAUGUUUAGACCUGACAGAGUGGACAUAGAUAUCACACUUCUACCAGACCCAAUGUCACAUAUUUAAUAUACCUUUGAAAUAUUUAUAACUUAUUUGUACAUGUGUUAAUAUUGUUUAUGAAUUCACAAAACAACAGGAAAAUGUAUGUGUAAACAUUGUGUAAAACAGUGAAUCAUAUACAAAUGUACAUUCAAAUGAUAUUUAGAAUUAAUUAAAUUGCCAGUGCAAAUAAAAAGUUAACAUUUAAAUUUGUAAUCCUUGGUUUUAGCGCUUAAAAUGCAAAUGAUUCCAAAUCCCAAUACAGUAGUUAAAAUGCAAAGGUUUUUGCUACAUAUACAUAGUACGUACAUGUUUUAACGUUUGUUUGUCUUGUGGUAUAUUUUAAAACACAUCAAAUGCAAAUAAUCUUUUUCUGAGAAAGUGGGCCUUUUUGUAUCAAAGACCUUAAAUUGUGUGUUUUCACUUAAGCUUGCUACUGUAUUAUAUUAUCUGAAACUAUAUAUACAAGUACUACUUAGUUUAUCAGGUAAUACAUACAUGUAUCUUCAAAAUCAAAGUGUUUUGCUUGACAUCAAUAUGUACCUAUCUUCACUGACUCUUAUACCAUGCAAGAAGUCAUUAAAGAAAAUAUCCAAAGUCUUGAUUAGCUUUUUGAUUGGGUCCCGAUAUAAAAAAAAAUGACCAAUUACAAGGCUGAAAUCAUUCUUCUGAACAUCUUUGAAAGGUGGAAG